Arabidopsis arenosa is the source of this 999-nucleotide messenger RNA. The record is from the annotation of a GenBank genome assembly. Lineage: Eukaryota; Viridiplantae; Streptophyta; Magnoliopsida; Brassicales; Brassicaceae.
UCUUCAGCUUCGAGCAUAUACGAUUACAGUCGGCUUGUCUUGGUUUAAGAUCUUCGAAAAGUGAAUAAACGUCAUUUCCCUCGAUUAUUCCCUCAUUUGCGGCCCAAGUUUGAAUCUUUUUGGCAUCGUUAAUCUCAAUUCUCAAGAUAGUUAGAUUGGUGAGUUAGGUACUCUUUUUAGCUUGGUUAAAUUCUGGGUUUGUCUUGUUUUUGGGUCACACUCAAAUUAGGUUAAAUUUUAUUCUUAAAUUAGGAGCUUUGGCGGCAGUGAACCAUGCUCGGUCAUAGGAUCUCAAGAUUUGGGUCUACCAUUGUUAAACAGCUCGCAAGAGAGGGAUAUAUAUCAACAUACGGGAGAAGGAAUCUACAACGGUCGUAUGGCCACUACUUGCCGUCUUUGCCAGUGGUACCAAGGCAAGCUAGGACUUCUCAGGAAGCCUGGUUUUUGAAGAGCCAUAAGUUUUGUACUUCUUCAUCAACUUCCUCUGAGAAUGGUGAUGAAGAAACUGAGAAGAUAACCAUUAUCUUUGUUGAUAAGGACGGAGAGGAAAUUCCUGUUAAAGUACCAAUUGGAAUGUCUGUGCUCGAAGCUGCUCAUGAAAAUGAUAUAGACCUCGAAGGGGCAUGUGAGGCUUCUCUAGCGUGUUCAACGUGUCAUGUGAUUGUGAUGGAUACGGAAUACUAUAACAAACUUGAAGAACCAACUGAUGAAGAGAAUGAUAUGCUUGAUCUUGCUUUUGGGCUCACAGAAACGUCACGACUCGGAUGCCAAGUCAUUGCAAGACCAGAGCUAGAUGGUGUGCGCUUGGCUAUUCCUUCAGCCACGAGGAAUUUCGCGGUUGACGGAUUUGUUCCAAAACCUCAUUAGUUUUCGCAGAGAUUCUUCGACCUGAGGCAUUAAGGAUCAAAGAGCUGAUUCAUGUUUCUAUUGGAGUUUUGAUGAUUGCUUACCGAGAGGAAACAGUUCUUGGACCUGAGGCAUUAAAGGAUCAAAUAGAUG